Molecule: messenger RNA, 2018 nt
Organism: Lingula anatina
Lineage: Eukaryota; Metazoa; Brachiopoda; Lingulata; Lingulida; Lingulidae
Biological process (GO): biotin biosynthetic process
Molecular function (GO): pyridoxal phosphate binding; 8-amino-7-oxononanoate synthase activity
Source: RefSeq, a predicted model, not a curated record
UUGAGUAAUGCCAACUCUACAAGUUUCCAAUUGUCGCUAUAGCAAUAGGCCCUGGAGCAAGUUCGCCGUUACAAAUUUGUCAUCUCAUAGCCUUGUCCUUCACUGUAUUUCUCACCAACAGAUCCCGAGCAACGAAAUCAGGACACAGGCGCACUCCAUUGGCUAACAUGAAGACCUCACUGUUUUGUUCCAUGUGGUACAAACUAUUCCAUUCCACUCCCCCAUUCCAGCCAUUUACAAUAACAAAGCGACAUCUGGGAAGCGGACUACCAGGGGACUACGUAAGGGAAUUGGCCACUUUGUUCAAUAGGGCCUACUCCCCGUUCGAGAAUCUAGACAAAUCAAAAUUCCACGUGGACUUCUACUCUUCGGACUAUUUGGGACUUGGGCUUAACAAGGAACUGAACCAGACACAUGCAGACGCCAUUCUGCGUGCUGGUAUGGACCACAACGUAUCCUCUAUUGUUUCUCACCCACCUAACUCCCCGGUAAAAGAUACAGAACUGGCCUUGGCUCGGUGGUUAAAAAGUGAAGCCGCUGUCCUCACCUACACAUGUGCAACCGCAAACAUCGGCGUCAUAGAGAUCUUACUCAAAGGUAACGAUCGCCCCAUCUACAUGGACCAUUACGCCCACAUGACCUUCAAGACGGCGGUGUCCGUUGCUGAGGCCUCGUCGCGAUUGAAGCUGUUUCGGCACAAUGACAUGGACCAUCUUCGUUCUCGGAUAGAAAAAGCUGGGAGCGGAGUUGUCGUCGUGGAUUCGAUAUACAGUACUAACGGAGAUGAAGCACCGAUGGCAGAAUUGGUAGAGUUGUGCCACCGUCUGGAUUGCAUCCUCGUCGUUGAUGAGAGCCAUGCUGUUGGGGUUGUGGGAGAUGCAGGCGAGGGCCUGGUAGCCCAUCUAGGGCUAGAAGACGGCGUUCAUGUUAGAACGGCGUCCUUGGCUAAGGCUCUAUCGUGUCAAAAUGGUGUUGCUGCAAGCAGCAAGGAAGUCACAGACUGCUUCAACAACGCGACCACAUUAGCCGUAUUCAGCCAGAAUGUACAAACCCCCAGCGCUGUCAAAGUCAAAAAGGCGAUAGAGUUAGCAAUACUGGCAACCCAACAGCGGGAUGACUUGCGAAAUCUUUCCCAAUCAUUUCGGCAACAGCUUAAAGAAGCCGGCUAUCCAGUAACAGGAAACGCAAACCAUCCGAUAGUGUCUCUGAUGGUUGGUGACCAGGAAAGGGCGAUGUAUACACAUAAUGUGCUUUGCUCCUAUGGAAUCUUCCCGUUGAUUUUUUUAUAUCCCACCACUCCAAAGAACGAGGCCUUGAUGAGAUUUGUCAUCAACCAGUACGUGACGCCAGAGAAGGUAGCAUACACCGUUAAAACAUUGAAGGAUCUCAGACAAGACCUGAAGCCAUGGACAUGGGCUGGGGAACAGAGGAAUAAAAAGCAGAAUAUAGAAAACAGUUCGAACUAAGAAUAAGUGAUUUUAAUUAAAAGGGUAAUUUGACAGUGCUUCUCUGCAGUCAAUAUAAAAUCAUUUAUGGAGUCCAGUGAAAACUGAGAUGCGGGCUCGAGAAAAGUCUUAGCUCUUAAUUUCAUCGAAAACCUCCAAGCUGCAAGUUUUUUUUAAUGAACUGUUGUAAGGCAAAUGACAUACACUUUCACUAAUUGAAGAUAAUUAUUAAAACGAAAUCAAAUGAGAUAAAGGAUAGGGAAUUAUUGAGUGCAAGUUAAAUUUCUUCCUGAGUCCACAAGUGUAGAAAAUGUUUUCGUGGUAGGAAAAAGAGAGAACAUGUUUAAGUCACAUAUUGUUCGAUUGAUUGGUUAAUUUCUCAAAAGAUUUGCAAAUUUCUGACACUUGUAAAACACAUGCAAUCUAAGGAUAGGUAUGGUCUAAAAAUGAGUAAUUCAAAUAAAAUUUUAAAUAUUUUAAAUUCAAAACAAGUCUCUUAGAAAUAACCUAAUAAGGAAAUGUUGAAUGGUGGCUUGCAACAUGAGAAUGGAAGAUUCCUUUUAAUCAUGCAAA